This is a messenger RNA of Vitrella brassicaformis, 2529 nucleotides long. The record is from the annotation of a GenBank genome assembly. Lineage: Eukaryota; Vitrellaceae.
CUCCAAUCACCUCACGUCACGUCUCGUCACUGGGUCCCUUGUGUCACUCACAUCACAGCACAGAGUCUGUCUGUGUGCACAUAUCGAUGCAUCUAUGCAACAGUCUCUUCUCGCCCACACGGACCAUCAACUGGUCCAUCUGCACACACACACACACACACACCCCGAGAAACCACCCGCGCCUGCUUGUGCCUGAACGAACAAAUCGCCUGCCUACCUGUAUAGGUGUCACAUCGACGGCCGGCACGGUACUGCCCUCACCGCUGGCCAGCCAGGUGCCCUUCAUGUCCUGCCGUCUUGUCAUGUGUUGGUCGCCCAGCAGCGCCUCAUCGUGUUCGAGGGUGGUCUCAUAGCUGCUGAGAGCUCGCCGGGCCAGCCGACACACCAUCGACCAUACGCGCCGCUCAUCAGCAGCUGCUGGGAGGGCCUCGCCCUGCAGUGCAGUUGUGCAAACAUUUGCACGUGGACAAUCUGUGGAUAUCAUAUGGGUGCAUGGUGGUGCUGCGGGCAUGGCAUACCAACAGGACGGCAUCAAUCAGGGGGUGGGCGUUGUGGCUGCUGCUCUGGAGGGCUGAAAUGAAAUACACAAACAAACAGGCAAUCCGUGAGUGUCAGAGGUCACUGCACGCCACGCAUCAGUGUGUGCAUACCGACAGCCAGCCGCAGCGUGGUGAGGAGGUUGUGUGAGAUCUCCACGGCCUGCUGGCUGUCAUCCUCUUCGUCAUCUUGCUGGUGCUGCUGGUGGCAUGGCGCCCACCCGAUGAACCAGUGCUGCAGCAGACCGUGUCGCUCCAACAGAGACGCAUACUCGGCUUGACAAGCGCCCUGCAACACAAAAACAGACACACAGUCAUGCCACUGGCUUUAGUGUGUGUGUGGCAGGAGGGUUACUGACACGAGCAGGUGUGCUAUGGUCGUCCAGUGCAUCGAGCGAGGGGGCCUUGGGCGUUACCUGAUCAAAGGGGGUAACAAGAGAUGGGGCCAUCGAUGCUGUUGCCCCGUUGUCACUCACCUCAAUGGCGUCGUUUGUGUUGAGUGGUAUUGCAAAGCCGUAGGUGUCAAUCAGCGACCAGUUGCCCUUCUGGCAGUAACAGAUGAACAGCUCCUCACCUGUGGGCGCCAAACAAACAAGCAAACAGACAAGGGAUUACACACUCUAGGCUGCGUGCCGACAGAUGCCCGCGAGGGAUUGCUGGGCCAGGCCAUGACCUGCCUGGCUGGUAGUCUCUGCCCGCCCUGAAGACGUACUCGCCGCUGCUCCGCUCGUACCCGCACACACUGAGUCCAGUGCACCCAAACAAGCAGGACAGGCACCACACCACAUGACGUCCGUACGUGAGCCCUGCCCUGCCGACCCGACCCCUUGUUUCACGGUCUACCUACCUACAUACCUACCUGUCGUCGAUGGCAAAGUUGAACAAGUCCCCCAAGGGCACAAGACACCUGACAGCCGCCCGCACACGGACCCGUUUAUUAUGCACCAAGAAACGUCCAUUUGGUUGAUGCGUCCCACCAGCAGUCGCGGUCGUUGCUGCUGCUCUCCCGCUCCGGGAUCAGGGGGCUGGGCCAGUAGCAGCCGCGUGUCAUGACGGUGUAGUAGGCCCACGCCACGUCAGCCUCACUGGGGUGCAGGAACAGACGGCUCACAGAGGGGCUGCUGAAGACCUGAAUGAGUGUAGAUAACAAGCGGAAGGAUGACGAAUGAUGGAUGGAUGGAUGGAUGCUCUCUGUGCUGGUUGCGUGUGUACCAGUGUGGUGAGUCGUUGAUACAUGCGUCUGACGUCUUGGCGGUGCCUCGCCACCUCCCUCCGCCGGAACGCCGGCUGAAUGGCUGCAUCGCACGCCAAUGCCUGUGUGCUUGAUUGAUCUGUGACGUGGCGCCUGGCCUGUCUCAUUACCUACCUUUGGCCUCCGCAUCGGAAUAGUAGUACCUGGGGAGGACAGGCAGACACAGUACGAUGCGGCCCGUCCCUGCCUCUCUGUCCACUCACGGACAGUGUGGAGUAUGUUGGCGGCAGAGAUGCCAUGUAUGCCGCGUAUAAGGACUGCUGCCCCUUGGCCCGCUCGCGAAGCAGAUGCAGCACCAGCACAUCCACCGCACACAGCUCUGCCCUCUCGACGUACAGCGGCCGCACAAUCGACUCGCCAAUGUCACCUGGCAGACAGACACAGACAGACAGACAGAGAAGCAAACAAUCACAGUAUGUUCUGCUGAUCUUUCCCUCUCUCUCUCUGUUUCUUUCGCUUCUCCUCACUUUUGAGUGCAGAUCUGGUGUUCAUCAGCAGAUCCCCGGGGAUGCCAAGCAUCCUUUCGCCCUUUCGCACUUGUCGACUGCUGCACAGGCCUCGUCCGGUGAGCGGGAACGAUUCCACCGCCAGAUCAUGUGUCACGCCAUGCGCUUGGAGCCAUUCCUGCAGCGCAUUGAGCGUAGGACUCAUACCAGCUUUGCGGGCUUGAACCUGAUCGCUUCAUCGACUAGAACUCAUUCCCAGGCUGCAUACGACAGGUGAGCGCAUGCACUGUGGUGU